GACCGCUCGCGCUUCCGGGUGGGCGGGGCGGAGCGGUGCCCGUGUGGGGCGCGGCGCGGCGGCUCCCCCCGGCGGCGGGGCGGGCGCGGUGGUGCGAUGGCGGAGGUGGGCGCUCACCUCACGGCCGCCCCGGCCGGCGGGGACAGGCCGUCUGUGUUCGAAGCGGUGGCCCAGGACAGCCUGAUGGCCGCCGUGAAACCCGCCCUGCAGCACCUGGUCAAGGUGCUUGCUGAGUCCAACCCUGCCCGCUACGGCUCCGUGUGGCACUGGUUUGAUGAGAUCUACGUCCUUCUGGAUCUGCUGCUCCAGCAGCACUACCUGGCCAGGUGCAGCGCCUCCUUCUCCGAGAACUUCUAUAGCUUGAAGAGGAUCCCGAUGGGAGAGGGUACACGGCAGGCCCUGGCCACGGCUGGCCUGCCAAAGAGGCAGCACUGGAAAUCUCUGCUCCUGCUGGUUCUUGUUCCUUAUCUGAAAGGAAAGCUGGAGAAACUGGUGUCCAGCCUGAGGGAGGAGGAUGAGUACUCCAUCCACCCUCCAUCGUCAUCCUGGAAGCGCUUCUACAGAGCCUUUCUAGCUGCCUACCCCUUUGUGAACAUGACCUGGGAGGGCUGGUUUCUUAUCCAGCAGCUGUGCUACAUCCUCGGGAAAGCUCAGCAUCAUUCCCCCUUGCUGAGGCUGGCUGGGGUCCGCCUGGUCAGGCUGACUGCGGAGGACAUCCAGGCCCUGGAGAAGAAAUUGUCUGGAGCCACCUCAAGUCAGACACACAGCUUUACAUCACGAGUGCAGCUGGCACUGAGAAAAGCUCUGGGUGGCAUCGCCUUCUCCCUCUCCACCGGGCUGUCCGUCAGCGUGUUCUUCCUCCAGUUCCUGGACUGGUGGUACUCCUCAGAGAACCAGGAGACCAUCAAGUCUCUGACAGCUCUCCCAACUCCUCCACCUCCUGUGCACCUGGACCACGAGCCCAGCUCAGCUCAGCUGCCCAAACUGAAGACCGUGUGCCCUCUGUGCCGCAAGAUCCGCUGCAGCACCUUGUCAAACUGUACUCCCCUGAGAGCUGAAAGGCUGCUGGGAGCCUCCAUCACCCCUUCUUACAUCCCAGGAAUUCCGGCCGCUGCAGCUCCUCAGUGAGCUCUGCAGCUCCUUUGAAUUUGGUGGUCCAUCAGUUUUGCUGCCUCUGUGCGUUCUGGCAAGGCUCUCCCCUUUGUUGAUAAACUGUUCCAACAUCCUGUGGCAGUUCCAGAGGGAUCAGGCAGCCCCAGUCUGUCAGACAGUACAGAAAUGCCUUCAAGAACCAGCUGAAAGGGAAGGAACAUUGACUUGGAUAAGAAGAAUGCAGAUGUGAGGAUCAGAGACCAGCACUGGUAAAAGUCCUGCCCGAGGGCACGAGCCAGCAAAUUAAAGAGGUAGGGAAAUUCUCUAGGAGAGUUUUUCUUCCCUUAGCAGCUUCCCAGGCCGAGCUCUGGCACUGGGGCUUGUCAGAGGUGGAGAUGAGCUUAAACCUCUGCUCUGGUCAUGCUGCCCUUUAGCCUCCUGCAUUUUCAGGCUACUCACCCCUGAAUUGAGAACAUCACACCCCUAAUUGCCAUCAGUAAUUCUAAAUUAAGACUUCUGACUCGUUAAAGGAACAAAAGGUCAUGUGUACAAACAAGGAACAUUACAUUUUCUGCACAAAGGAGGAAAAUGACAAACCAGAUUAAAACAGAAGCUGCCAAAUGGUGAGAGUUGCUUUUUGUUAAAUAAGUCUUUGCAUUCGUUAUUAUCUGCUUUUAUAAAGCAAAAUUCUUUCUGGAUUGAGAACUUAAUUAUUUUCUGGUUCCAAUAGAGUUUGCUCCUCUGGGGGCUCUAUUUACAUAAGAGAGACCAGACUAAAGCUGCUUUCAUCUUUUCAUGUGAUGAUAAUGGAUGUAAGAUUAGCAUUUUGUAAGCCGAGAAUCUCUAAGUGUUACACUGCAAAUAUUGCAGUCCCAGCCAUGUAGCACUUUCUUAUCAAUACAAAACAUCCUUUCACUGAACACAAGAGGCAAGAAAACCUGUGUGCCAUGGCUGGUUCCUGCUUGGCAGCUGUAAGGUUUUUUCCUGACUCUAGGGAGCAGCAGUGCUCCAGACAUCACAGUGACAGUGCUUGCAGAACACAAGAGCAAAGUUUGCUGCACAAAGUACAAGUCCUUUCCAGAUUAAGAGAUAUCUUCAGACAUUUAAUCCCCUGAACCAGGCAUCUCAUUUCCCCCCCCCGCACUUUAGCUCUGCUUCAGAAGAUAAAAAUCUCCAAUAUCCUCCCUCACCUGUAACUAAGAUAGCAAGGUUACUGAAUAAUAGGGGAAAAUACAGUAAUUUGCAUCCUCACAAAGAUGCUCUGGAAAACACCUAUUGUAACAAAUGAGAUUUGUCCCCAACACUUGUCUUUUUAUCUCUGUACAACUUCCAGACCCUUCUACCUGUGCCACUAUGGAAUAUCAAUAAAAACUGUCUCAUUUCUCCUUUC
This is a messenger RNA of Pseudopipra pipra, 2482 nucleotides long. It is a transcript of the gene PEX12, whose product is annotated as peroxisomal biogenesis factor 12. Gene Ontology annotation, molecular function: protein binding; ubiquitin-protein transferase activity; zinc ion binding. Gene Ontology annotation, cellular component: peroxisomal membrane; peroxisomal importomer complex. The transcript has 3 exons. NCBI's taxonomy places the organism in Eukaryota, Metazoa, Chordata, Aves, Passeriformes, Pipridae. The coding region runs from base 97 to 1128 and encodes 343 amino acids. The record is from RefSeq and is a predicted model, not a curated record. Gene Ontology annotation, biological process: protein import into peroxisome matrix; protein monoubiquitination.